Messenger RNA from Rhopalosiphum padi (bird cherry-oat aphid), 342 nucleotides. RefSeq names its product thioredoxin, mitochondrial. Gene Ontology annotation, biological process: cell redox homeostasis. Gene Ontology annotation, molecular function: protein-disulfide reductase activity. The record is from RefSeq and is a predicted model, not a curated record. Gene Ontology annotation, cellular component: mitochondrion. The transcript has a single exon. Bases 1 to 342 code for a protein of 113 amino acids. Lineage: Eukaryota; Metazoa; Arthropoda; Insecta; Hemiptera; Aphididae.
AUGUCUGUUGGUCGUGUAUAUCGUAAAUCAUUUACAGUAUGUGGCAGUGAAGACUUUAUACAGAAUGUAUUAAAAAGUGAUAUUCCUGUAAUCGUCAACUUCCAUGCAGAGUGGUGUGAACCUUGUUUAACAUUAACACCUUUGUUAAAAAAGAUGGUUGGAGACUCACCAUCUGUACAUUUAGCAAUAGUGGAUGUGGAAAAGAAUGCUGAUUUGGUUCAUACAUUUGAGGUAAAAGCAGUUCCAGCUGUUUUAGCCAUUCGCGAUGGUCAUGUCAUUGACAAAUUUAUUGGGCUUAUUGACAAUGAUAUGAUCAAUGAAAUGGUGAAAAAAAAUAUCUAA